UUUAUCAUCAGCAUAUGCAUGUCUUACAGUAUGUCUUGUGCUGGACAAGAGGUCCUCACAGACAACUAAAGGUUAGAGUCUCUCAAAUUAAUGGCAAGAAAAGGCUGAAAGCAGCAAUGUCUAACAAGAAAGAGGGUUGUGACAGUUUGCUGCAGCGAGAAUUUUACAGAGUGUUGAUGUCUCUUACUAGAGCUGAUUUUCAGGAUGUUUUGUCUGAUCUUGUUGACUUUUGUCAGACAAUUGGUGAUCUGUCUCCUAUUGUGUUGUAUAUGCACACAUAUCCUGGCAGUCUUUCUGGUGUUGCCAAUAUUCCUAGCAAUGUGUUGGAAGCUCUUUCUACUAGUUCAUCUUUACACUCUAUGCUAAUAGCAUUUGCUGUGCAGUGGACACCCAAAACUAAUUUUAUAACUAUUGAACUACCAAGUUCAACUGUACAAGAAUUUCUCAUUAAUCUUAUAAGUAAUAUGUCAGCUCAUACUCUCCACAGAUCGGCUUCUACAACUCUUUCUCUAUUGACCCACUUGGCAUUGACCUUGCAAAUUAAUUUCGGGCUAGAUAAAGUCUUUGCAUUUACUUUCUAUCUAACACUGUUGGAAAGAUUAGUAGAGAGACUAGUGAAGAGUGCCGAAGAUGAGCAAUGUGUAUUGCAAGUUAUGGAAGCAUUGCUGGGGAAUGAGGCUAUCACUGGUAUCAUCUCGCUCGAUACCACAUCUGAGACCAAAGCAAGCGAUAAACAUCAAAGUGCCAAUACAACUGCUAACAUUCAAUUGAGUAAACUUCAAAUUGCUCUCGCAUCCAGCUUUGCUAACAUUUUAGAAGUGACAAAGCCUGUUUACACCGGCAAGACAAUGGUGGAAGACAGAGCUCAACAGGUAGCCAGAACUCUUACAGAUAUGUUAACGAAAUGGCAUUGGAAAGACAACAGAACAAGUCUAAUGUCUCGACUCACUCAACACGUUGGCGAACAAUACAUUUAUUCACUCACAGAUCGGUUAUUGCAAGGACGUUUGAAGAGUGUUUGUGUGGAUGCAACGGAUCAUGUGGACUCAGAUUGUUUGUUAAGUUUGCUGUCAACUAGUCGAAGUCCAUUGUCAGCUGUUGAGUUCAGGACUUUCUUGAAACUUGUAGUUACAAGACCAUAUGAGCAGGAAUGCAAAGCUGCUCAAACUUUGCAGAGUUUUGUUGAGGGUUGUAACAACACGAACACGACAUCAAUUGACUAUUCGCUACUUGUGGACAAGAAAUCGUUUGAUGUGUUGUUGAAGUGUUGUGGAAACGCUGCUGUUGGUCAACUUUGUGCCAUGCUUGUUCGCUGUAAUCCAGUAUUAGGACAUCAGUUUGGUGAAUGGUGCUGCAUAAUGCUGUCAAGAACCAGUGGAUCUAGUGACACACUCUUGCUACAGAGUAAACGUCAAUUGAUUGAGACAAACAGAUUGGAUAUUUUUCCAGUAAUCUCUGCUUUCUUUCAACGAAAAUAUUGUUCUUGGCACAUUGAAGGCAAACACAACCAAAAAGCAAAGCAACUGUUAAUUAAACACUAUUGGCCAAUUAUCUCAGAAGAGUUGUGUCAUUCAUCUUGUGAUAAAACCCAGAACUUGUGCUGUCAGUUGUUGUCGGUUAUGUUACCGUUUAUGCAAACAAGAUCUAAACACAUCAAGAAACAAUUUGAGCUGCUCGAGAAUCUAUGCUAUUGUAUGCAUUCUCGGUGUGCUGUAAAGUCUGCUGAAAUGUUGGCAGCAAGCUUAGUAGACUUGUCUCACUGGAAUGGUGCAGUUACAUUUGUGGUUACUUGUAUGAAGCUCCUUACACACUGUUGGAAUGAUGACAUGACUCACUCAUGUAGUGUUCUGGACGAAACUAAAUUGGUUGAUAUUUUGACAACAUGGAGCGACAAGCUCUUGCAAGCAAGUAGUCAAGGUCUGGUGACAAUUAUUGAGAGUCUAGCAUCAGCAUGGGCUGACUUUGUACACUCAUCUUUGAGGGAAAGGUUUGGUAGUGCAGGAGUAUUGAGACUCUUGUCUUCAUUUGUGCGAUUGCUGUAUGGUGAUCACAACAGUGGUCAAAUGGUUGAUGGUAUUUCUCUUUCUUCAUUAUAUAAACGUUUCAUCACCGACUCCCGGCUUUUUUCAAUAUUACUGAGAAAGGCUGAUGUCGAUGUAACAGAGGGAAGCAGAGAGUCUCUGAUAGAAUUGAUCUACAAUAUUGCUGAAGUUUGUCCCACUACUCAAUCAACCGAAACAGCUUUGCUUUGCCUGGUUGCGUAUUCACCACAUCUUACAUACCACAACAUAUUGCUUUUGAAGUUGAUGACUGAUUGUGAGAAACAAGGAGCCAAUCUACAGACUGCAAGCCCUUAUCUGUGGGGUGAGAGAGCACUGGAAUUGGUCAACCUCCAACGCCAGGGUGCCACUUCUCUCUACACCAAACCGGGUCCUCAGGAAGUUCUAGAGCUGUUCAGUUCAUCUACACUCGUCCAGUCUGCAUUGAAAUUUCCCAUCCAAAGAAUUUUGAACCUUUCUCAGGGUAGUAGUGUGACAGAUGAUCUUAUGCCUCAUUUGUAUGAUCCUUGCUUCUUGCUGCCGUUGUUCAGUCACAUGCUUCAGCCAGGAUACCAGGUACCAUGCCGAAAGUUUGCUGAUCAGGGUGCUCUUGCAUUUGUCUUGACUUCUCUCGCUUCUGUUGAUGCCGGCAUGCGAGCAGCUGGCUAUCAUGUGCUGUCGGAGUACUCCAGCCAUUUGGAGGGAGACCAGUUCAGAGAAAAAGCACAGGUUCAGCACCUUCUGUUAUCACUGGCCAACGCAGUGUCCGAACCGAAUAUGAGGAUUCCAUUCAUCACUGCGUGCUUUUUAGCUAAAGCGUCUCAGAUAAUCCUCAAACCAGAACAUCCGAUUUACGGUCAUGUCAACAAAGCCCUUCUUCGCCGUCCAACUUUCAGUCUUUUCAACAUUCCCGAAUUUUACGAAUUAUUCAACAGUAGCAGUUUGGAGCACAAGACAGAACGAAAAUGGAUGCUGCAGCUGCUGUGCGACGGAUUGAGAGAUGAGAAUGACUAUCGCAUCUACUGUAAGCGUCACGUACUGGAGCUUGCCAUGAGCUUUCACAACUCACCUCUAAGCGAUGGAGCAUCACAAGAUGCCAUACUCGAGCUAGUGAAAACAGCAUGCAGUCUUAGGAAGGCCGCCAUCGACUUGUGUCGAAAACAUGGCCUGUUGUCUUGGUGUCACGGCAUCAUGUUGUGCAGAGACCAGCAACUGCACAAAGUAGGGAAAGUGAUAUCAAUCAUGUUGCGUCUUGUCUCGACAUUCAAGACUACUGGAAGCUUUGUGGUCUCGUCCCUCCAAGAAAUUGUGUGGGUGUGUACCACCGUACUUGGAUUACUCAGCUAUAAAAUACCAUUGUUUGAGAGAUUUCUAUCUGAACUAUUGGAUGUUUUGAAUACAGUCAUCAGUCUAAUGGAAAGCACUGAGAUCACUUUGCCAUCGCAUCUAGUAGAGCGACUCAUCGAUAAAGGAUUGCUAGUCUUGAGUGCCCGUCAGCUUCAUGACAAUACAGCAGAUCAAAUAGAAAGUCAACCAUGUGUAUUAGUGGGUCGCGUGAUUUCACUUUCGUUGUGUUGGAAGCAACUGGAUUGGUCUGUGAUAUCAAGGAUUUUAGACCUUUUCAAGAACUUGUGUCAGAGCGUGCCUUCAAAGUCACAGACAUCACUGUCUUACCAGAUAGCAUGCUGGCUGUCACAACUGUUGGAAGACAACACACGGCUACACGACUUUGUACUUCAAGAAGAAGACAGCAACACCGUAAAUACAGUACAAGACUUUGUUCUUGUAGCUCAACAACAAGGACUUCAAGGCCUGCUAGAUAGAGCAACUUAUCUACUGCAACUAUUGACACAGCGCUUGCUCAACGAGGACCUGAAUGAUGACGUGCUGUCCUCAAAGUGUCAUCGAGUCAAAUUACUAGCAAAAUCGUCUUGCUAUAAGGCAUUCCUUGAAGACAUUUUUAUCAGUCUGAAAGAUUCGAGCGAGUCUACUGCGAUGAUUUUGCGUCUUCUGUGGUCGGAAACAGAUCCCGAAUAUGUAACAGAGUUCUUACAGAGUGAGAAGUCUUAGUGUCAUGUUAGUCAUACACGCAUACAACAAAGCACUUGUCAUACUGUGUCAUUGCUGUCAACUAGUAACGCCUAAAAGGUCCGCGUCGUGGGUCUAUGGCAACAUCAAUGAAGUCACCAAUUUGAAAGCCCACAUUACCCAGUGUCACACUGUCCUCUGCCGAUUUCCUUCCUGCGCAUGUCGUACCGAUUUCUUUUACACGAAAUCCUCCCCGCCUUGUGUCAGGAAACACUGUAGCAUAAGAGAAGGUUGUGAAGCGGCUUCUUGCAUCAGCCUUCACCUCCUUUAUGAGAGU
This is a messenger RNA of Corticium candelabrum, 4404 nucleotides long. RefSeq lists its product as uncharacterized. Gene Ontology annotation, biological process: maturation of 5.8S rRNA from tricistronic rRNA transcript (SSU-rRNA, 5.8S rRNA, LSU-rRNA); maturation of LSU-rRNA from tricistronic rRNA transcript (SSU-rRNA, 5.8S rRNA, LSU-rRNA). Bases 15 to 4109 code for a protein of 1364 amino acids. NCBI's taxonomy places the organism in Eukaryota, Metazoa, Porifera, Homoscleromorpha, Homosclerophorida, Plakinidae. The transcript is spliced from 23 exons. Gene Ontology annotation, cellular component: nucleolus. The record is from RefSeq and is a predicted model, not a curated record.